AUGGCAAAUAUUGCGAAAUCAGUUUCCAAUCACCUGCGGUAUCGCGUGGGGAACACAAAGAGACAAUCUAGCCCCCUCAUUUUAGGAGGGGGGGAGGAGAUUUUUGUGAAACAUGCGUGUGCACUCAUUGUCAUGCGAUUUCGGCAAAAAGCCUCUGUCGGGCAGGUCCCCAUGUUUGGUCUGUUUAAGAAAGGGAAAAAGUGUGAGCGGCUAUCGCACAUUUUCCAGUUGCGCGGGAAAACCGGCCAUACGAGGAAGGAAUCGGAAGUUGGUAAACUACAUCAGAAGGAUGACGCAAUGACGCUGGAAUUUUAG
Messenger RNA from Paracoccidioides brasiliensis Pb18, 315 nucleotides. RefSeq lists its product as uncharacterized. The transcript has a single exon. The record is from RefSeq and is a predicted model, not a curated record. The coding region runs from base 1 to 315 and encodes 104 amino acids.